Molecule: messenger RNA, 2293 nt
Organism: Mercurialis annua (annual mercury)
Lineage: Eukaryota; Viridiplantae; Streptophyta; Magnoliopsida; Malpighiales; Euphorbiaceae
Exons: 8
Coding region: 166-2133 (655 amino acids)
Biological process (GO): protein phosphorylation
Cellular component (GO): cytoplasm
Molecular function (GO): ATP binding; protein serine/threonine kinase activity
Source: RefSeq, a predicted model, not a curated record
UUAAGAAUUUAUCCAAACAAAAUGAACAUCGAACGCGUCCUAGAGAUGGAUUUAUGUUCACGUCUCUCAACUAAAACUCUCAAUUCUCUUUUCAGAUCUAACAAUUAAGAUACAUCUAUUGCUCUGCAAAUCCAUCUCAGGCGGGGAAUUUCUUGUAUCGGAACAAUGUGGAGGUUCAAAUCUUUUACACAAAAGGAACCCGUGGGGCUUGAGGGUCGCUAUCUCGAUGUUGGGAACCUUAAGAUCCAUGUACGAAAUGCUAUAGCUGAGGGAGGUUUCUCUUGUGUUUACUUAGCUAUUGAUGCUGUUCAUGCAUCAAAGCAAUACGCUUUAAAGCAUAUCAUAUGCAACGAUGAGGAGUCGCUGGAACUUGCGUUGAAGGAGAUUGAUGUCAUGAAAUCACUCAAAGGACAUCCCAAUGUUGCCAUGCUCUGUGCGCAUGCCAUCUUAGAUCGGGGAAGGACUAAAGAGGCUCUCAUUGUAAUGGAAUUUUGUGAAAAGUCUUUGGUCACUGUGCUCGAUAGCAGAGGUGCAGGAUAUUUUGAGGAGAAGCAGGUUCUUUCCAUAUUCAGAGACACAUGUAAUGCAGUUUAUGCGAUGCACUCUCAGUCACCGCCUAUUGCUCACAGAGAUUUGAAACCUGAGAACCUUCUUUUGGGGCCUGAUGGGUCAUGGAAGUUGUGUGAUUUUGGAAGUACAUCUACCAAUCACAAGCGCUUUGAGAAGCCUGAAGAAAUGGGUAUUGAAGAAGACAACAUCAGAAAGUACACAACGCCUGCCUAUAGAGCGCCUGAGAUGUGGGAUUUGCUGCGAAGGGAUCCCAUCAGUGAGAAGGUAGACAUAUGGGCCCUUGGGUGUCUGCUCUUUCGGAUAUGCUACUUCAAAAAUGCAUUUGACGGGGAAUCAAAGCUGCAAAUAUUAAAUGGAAACUAUCGCAUUCCGGAUUUGCCUAAAUACAGCACUCCAGUAACAGACUUGAUCAGGGACAUGCUUGAAGCUUCUCCAGAUGACAGACCAGACAUCACGCAGGUGUGGUUCCGUGUUAACGAGCAGUUACCGGUUAAUCUGCAGAAGUCAUUGCCUGACGGAUCACCUGAAAUGCAUUCUUCCGGUGGACAUGAAGGUAGUUUAAGGCCUGCAAAUAGGUCACAUGCAAUGCCUCAAAGAAGUCCUCCACCUCCACCUUCAUCUGGUUCUGGAGGAAGUGGGGGGCGGCUUGGUGCUUUCUGGUCCUCUCAACACGCCAAGGACUCCUUUCUUGAAGAAAACCGCAAACCUAAACUUGAUGAAGAAAUUAGCAAUAGCACAUCAAGACAGGACAGAAAUCCACCCGAAAAUCAUUCUUUAAGAAAAGCUUCUAGCCCUUCUAAUGAAGAAAAUAUUCAAAAUCAUGCUCCUCGGAGGAAUGUGCAUGGCAAAUCUCAGGAUGGUAGUUCCAAAGACUUUGAAAUUAAUUUCUUCGAGAAAGACAAAGACCGUGUCAUGGAGAGGCCAAAAGCAUCAAAGACCGAUAGCACAUCUUUAUUUAAAGAUGAAGCUUUUAAUACUUUAGUUGCUGAAUUUGAUACGAAUAAGCUGACAUCUGGAGCUGGCAACAAUAAAUCAGUAAAGGAAGAAGAUUUGGAAGCCGAAAUAGAAAGGCUUAAGGAGCAGUUAAAGCAGGCAAAUUUAGAGAAGGCAGAAGUGACAUCCAAGUAUGAAAAGCUGUCUGCCAUUUGCCGAUCCCAGAGGCAAGAGAUACAAGAGCUAAAGCAAGCCAAAUCUGCCAGAACUCCAUCACCAAUUAAAUACCAGGCCUCCGUAAAAGUGCAGUCAUCAACAAAUACUCUGCAAGGGGAAUCUGAGUCUAGUACCCCUAGUCCGGAGCCAAAGCCAUGGAAAGCAUUUGCAGAUGAUCCCAAGCAGCAGUCUUUGUCUAAGGGCAAGAAUCCUCAAUCUGUCAGGUCCAGAAAUGCGCAGAAGGGUGAAUUUGAAUCCUGGGGUUUCGGAGCCGAUAAUUUUUCAGCUGUUGCUGGUGGUGGCACUCAGGCAUCAAGACCCAGAAAUGAAGGAAAUGAUAGUCAGCACUUGGGCAGGACAAAGAUUAUGGAGAGUCAGGCAGCUAACCAACCUGCUGGAUGGGCUGGAUUCUAGCUUAUCUUCAAUAGUUCCUCUGCUUCUCACUGAUGAGGUUACAAAUAUAUGGCUUGUGGUUUUGUUUUGUUGUAUUCUGUGUUUUUGAAUUAUUUCGAAAUGUCCAAUAUUAUUAUCUUGACUAAAUAUCGAAGUGCAUAUGUUUAUACUUUCUUGCAUA